This is a messenger RNA of Aureobasidium namibiae CBS 147.97, 1392 nucleotides long. RefSeq lists its product as uncharacterized. NCBI's taxonomy places the organism in Eukaryota, Fungi, Ascomycota, Dothideomycetes, Dothideales, Saccotheciaceae. Bases 1 to 1392 code for a protein of 463 amino acids. The record is from RefSeq and is a predicted model, not a curated record. The transcript has 5 exons.
AUGUCUCUCGGUGGCAUGCUCCCUGCUGAUGCCCAGGGGUUGGCUAUAGUUGUCUUGAUUUACACACUCGCCAAUGCUGUGGUAGCCGGGUUGGUGGUCCUCAUGCAUUGCCGCCAUGGCGAUCCUUUUGGAUAUGUCCCUCUGUGUGCAUGCUUCAUGAUCGUCAAUAUCAUGGCCGCUUUUGUCCAGCAGAUACACUUCUUUACCAGCUUUGAGAAGAUCCAGACUGCCAGUUACAACUACCAGAUCAGCGGUAAUUACACUGGAAAGCCCGCUUUUACUGGAACAAGUACACCCCUGGACACUACACUGUACGAGAUUCAGUUAUAUUGCUACAACGUCGAGUCACUACUCUUCUUGUCCUGGAUCGCUGGACUCUGGCGUCAUGUCUGGCGUCUUCGUUUCGAACUUCUGGAUAGAGGUGGCCAUCUUGUUUCCACUACCGUCAAAGUCGCUGCUAUCGUCGUGCCAGCGAUACUCAUCGGCAUCGCUAACGCGUCUUCUGUCGACCGCUCACCUGGUAUCUCCUUGAUCCUGUGCAAUAUCCUGUUGGCCAGUAGUGUCGCAGUCGGUCUGGUUCUCCUCGUGCUCGUCUUCUACAAAUAUGUUUCCAUCCAGAAAUACCUCAGCGACACAUCAUCAGCAAAUCAAGGUUUCUGGGCACGCCUCGGAUGGCGCAUCAGAUUCUCCCUGCCCAGUUCCUCAAAGACGAGGAGUCAGAGAAGCAGAGCUAUGGAAAGCCAAGUCCAAAGCCAGAUGCAAAGUGGCAUGCACAGCCAAAUGCAAAACACAAACGCAUCGCAACUUCCUGCUCGCGAGCCAAAGUCUGCCCAGCGCAAGAACGACUCGAUCUACGACAAAUGGCUCUUGAUCCGUUUCUGCAUCUGCUUCGUGCUACUUUGCAUCAUGCAAAUCUAUCUCAUCUACUACUCAAUCGCCCGCUACCUCGGAUCGACCGCAAACGCCGAUACCGCAAAACUAGACUUGUCCUCAGGAGGCGCCACCAUCUCCCUCGUGAUGUUUAUCCCAGGAGUGACCCUCGGCCUCCUAAUCUUCAUCGUCUUCGGCUCGACCGGACCCUUCCGUCGCGACUACGCACGCUGGGCCCGCUCUCUCGUCUCCUGCAUGCUCGGUCGCCGCAGUACCAGAAACUCUUUGGCAUCGGGAAGCUUGCAUCGCACUGAGAGCGUAGUGCGCUUGACGAAUCUAGAGCACAAGAGUAGCCAUCGCAGCGGUGGCAACGAGGAAGCGGGAUUAGCUGGUAAAGGGCCGGAUGGCGAGUAUAGGGUUUCUGUCACGCCUGUCGCUGGCGAGGAAGGCGAUUAUGAGGAGAGGCAGAUGGGGAUGGGGAUUUUGAUGACGCGAAGUAUCAAGCAGAGUGAUGGUAGAUAA